Molecule: messenger RNA, 4056 nt
Organism: Halteromyces radiatus
Lineage: Eukaryota; Fungi; Mucoromycota; Mucoromycetes; Mucorales; Cunninghamellaceae
Exons: 3
Coding region: 1-4056 (1351 amino acids)
Source: RefSeq, a predicted model, not a curated record
AUGGAUAUCAAGAAUUCUACAAAACCAAAAUCAACUAUUGGAUCUAAAUUACAAAACAAUCCAUUUCUCUCAAAAGAUCAAUCCAAUUCUGGUAGUCUUAACGACAACAAUAUGAAACAGACAACCACCAAGAAAAUGACAACUACUCCUGCUUGGCUCCAACAAAAACAAGAAUUCUCAUCUUCAAAGCGUGCUUCUUUACAAAAAAUGUCUCAGAAAGUAUCUUCCAAUCCGUGGAAGAAGACAAAGAAUGAUUCGACGACUACAAAAACAACUACCUCACAAACUUCCAAACUUGAUCCUAUCGGGAAAUCUUCUACGGCAAAACCAGCAACAUCAUCAUCACGACUUCCAACGUUAUCUUCUACCUCUGCUAACAAAGUAUCAUCAAUGGCUGCAGCUUUUGCUCCACAGUCAUCCUCAACAACCAAGUCGCAGAAAUCAUCAGUUCCAUCAACAAAGAUACAGCAAUCUUUAUCUUUAUCGUCUUCAGCAUCAAAGACAAAUAUAAAGCAAUCAGUUUCUCCAUCAUCAAAUGCGAAGCAAUCAGUUUCUCCAUCAUCAAAUUCACAGCAAUCAUCCUCACCAUCUUCAAAAUUACAACAACCAGUAUCUCGAUCAUCAAAUUCACAGCAAUCAUCUUCACCAUCUUCAAAAUUGCAGCAACCAGUAUCUCCAUCAACAAAAUCACAACAGUCAGCAUCUCCAUCAACAAAACCGCAACAAUCAUCGUCGUCAUCAGCUCAGCCAAGGUACAAAACCACCAAAGAUCUUAAGGAAGAAAAGGAAUCAACCAAAAUGGACGCAGGUUCGAAAGAAGCGAUCGACCAUACAUCAAACUUGAGCUCAGCUAGACAGAUAGUAAAUGAUACCUCAGAUCGAAAGGCUAGUCCCCAAAAGGAAAUGGAACAACGCACCGAUACAUCAACCAAUUCAUCACCACCACCGCCAUCAUCAUCAUCAUCAGCAUCAGCAUCAGCAUCAGCAUCAGCAUCAGCAUCUUUGUCGGCAAAACAUCGUCCUAUAAGUAUACUCGAUACUUCUGAAAAAGAAGACAACAGUAUUAUCAAUGCUACCCCUGAAAGUCGAUCAAUCUCCGAAAAAAAAGAAAAGGAAGAAGCAACUGAACAAUCUCCAGCAACUGCCAACAGUGAUACAACAAUCUCCUGUAACACUACUACCACUACCUUACCAGCAAAUUCAACUCAUCCCAAUAUACCCUCAUCUGUACCUUUAUAUUCAAAGCAAAAUCCAAAGGAAUCAACAACUGAAUGUGAUAUCAACUUGGAACAGAUAUCCUUGCCCUCUACCGCUACUUCUAUGAAUCCCUUGGAAUCAUCAUCAUCAUCAUCAUCAUCAUCAAGCAAUCAUUCAACAUCAUCUCCUUUAUAUAACCACAAGAACAUAUCAACAAAAAGUAAGACGGAUAGUGUGUUUGGAAUUUCCUUACCAUGGUCUCAGCAUGCUCGACAAGAAUUACAGCAUCAGAACGAAUUACCGGGGGUUGGUCUUGAUGUUACAAGCUAUGAUACCUUUGUUCAGCAGUUGGCCGUAUCUCAUGCUAUAUCUUCCUCCUUGUUUUUUCCUACUGUCUCCUUUGAUUAUGCUCAGAAAUUGCAAAAGAAAUAUCAUGAAUCUAGUGAUCAUAUCGAUAUGAUUGGUACAAGACUCUUAAUGGAAACCAAAGCUCAAAGAAUGAUUUUGGCCAUGCACAAACUUUCAAGUCAUACUUUGCAAUCCGAAUCAGCAUCAUCAACAACAACAUCAUCAUCAUCGACAACGUUGUCACCUAAGGAACAAGAACAGGAACUUAAUCGUUUGGAUCAAGUGGAUCGGCUGGUCGAGGAACUCAUUCAAUGGAUGCAUCGUGAUUAUUCAAAAAGGGAACAAUAUCUUCAACACUUGGCUGGUACAUUGGCGAAGCAAUGUAACUACUUUGAACAGAUUAAACAUCCUGUAGUAGACAAUACGCAGCUAGCAUCAUCCUUACAAUUUUCUACUACUACUACUACUACCUUGUCAACAACAAAAACGGCAGCAACAGCAACUACAUCGACGACAUCUUCAAUGACUACCGAUAUGAACCAUGCUUCAAUGAUCAAAAAGGAAACACAAUGGAUCACAAAUAUACGACACGAAUUCAUGAAGCUACUCGAACAUCAUUUUCCAUCUAUUUCAUUACCUACGGUACAUCAAGAGAAGGAACAUCAGUCUAUAUCAGCAACUGCCAUGUCGACAUUUUCAAAUUCAUCAUCAUCUCACCCAUACAAUGAUAAAAGUAAUCGAUCAUCAUCAAUAUCAUCUUCAUCAUCAUCAUCAUCAUCAACAUCGUCAACAUCAUCGUCAUUAUAUGCAAUAGAGCGCGAUACUACUUUUGAUUCAAACCGUACCAGUGUGACCAGCAUGAUGACGGAAGAGCAACAAACUUAUCAUCUUUAUCGUCACCACCAAAGCAUGCUCAAUGAAAUUUUGCAACUACUUCAACUAUUAGACCAGCAGAUGAAUAAGUCUCUGACCAUUAUCGACAACAAAAGCAGAAACUAUGAUAUGGAUAACAAAGACGUGCUAGUAGAUACAAAGAAUGAAGUGGAAGAUCUUAGGAAGGAAAAGCAACUCUUGACAGUGCAAAUCUCUGAACUCCAAGAAAAAUGGGAUCAAGCACACAAACACAAUAAACUAUUAGCAGAGCAAGUAUCUGAAUGGCAAGAAAAAUGGGAAUAUGAACAUGUGAAGACUGUUCAUCAGCUUACAACGGCAUUGGAAGAAGAAAAACAAAAACAUCAAAGAAACCAACAAGAUAGUUGCAUCAUGACUGAAAAGGAAAUUGCCGCACUUCAAUUAGCUUUGGAUCAAGAAAAACAAAAAACAGAAACAUUGACUGUACAACUGAAGAACCAACAUGAAGAAGAUCAAGGCAAAUGGGUGAUCAUGGAAAAUGAAAUGGAUCAGCUGAAGAAAACUUUGGAACAACAUGUUAUGGACCUGCAGGCUCAGGUGACACAAAAUCAACAACUCAAACAAGUCUCCCAGGACCGUGUGGAUAGUCUCACCAUGUCAUUGGACAAGGAAAAACAGCAGACCAUCGUUUUACAAUCUCAACUGGAUCAAUGGCAACAAGAACAGGAUUUAUUAUUGAAUCGCUAUUAUCAUCCACACGACAAGGAUAAUCAUGACAAGGUGACGUUGGAUAUUGUACUAGGACAAUUACAAAAGGAACGGGAUGAUGCACUAUUGGAGACAAAGCAAUGGCGGGUGAAAGCACAAGAACUUGAAACAAGGAUCAUGACGAUGGAAACAACAUUACAGAAUGAUCGAACGAUGUCUAAAGUACAAGUAGCUUCGCUGGAAUCGCAGUUACACAGUCUGGAGGAAGAACAUCAACAAGAGAAAAAAGAAGCUUUGGCACAAUUACAGGCAACUUUUGAUGCACAAGAACUCCAAUGGCAGAAACGAUUGUCAGAGACACAAAAUCAAUAUGCAGAAGCAACACAACAUAUCCAAACCUUGAAGCAACAAGUUGACAAACUCCAACAACAAGAAAUGCAUCACAUGGCCAACAAAAAGAAGAAGGAUGAUGAAGAUUGGCAACAAAAGUAUCAAGAUAUGGUGGUUCGAUUGGAAAAAGCACAAGAACAAUUUACGAUGCGUGAAAGUGGAUACUUGUUACAAUCAGCCAGUGUGGAAGCAGAAUUAGAACAAAUUCUCAAGGAAUACGAACGUCUAACACGGCAUAUCACUGACUUUAAUGCGGAAAGAAAGAAAUACGAACAACAAAUCAGCGACAUGACACUGCAUCAACAACGAACGGAUCAACAACUAGCAGAUUUGCAAGUCCAACAACUUGGGAUGACGGAUGGCCAGGGAACAACGAUGACGUUACGAAAGGAGUUUAGACAUCUGAUGACACAAACCAAACUAGCACAUCAACAACAAUUGGAAAAGGAACAACAGUUACGAGCUGCUUUGGAACAAGAAAGAAGAGAUGAAAAACAAGAAUUAGAACGAUCGCGAUGGGAUCGGGUGAAUGUUAGUGUGCAAACUUGUUUUUUAGUAUAG